Lasiosphaeria miniovina is the source of this 915-nucleotide messenger RNA. RefSeq names its product heterokaryon incompatibility protein-domain-containing protein. Lineage: Eukaryota; Fungi; Ascomycota; Sordariomycetes; Sordariales; Lasiosphaeriaceae. The record is from RefSeq and is a predicted model, not a curated record. The annotation marks the transcript as partial. The transcript has 2 exons.
UAUGCAGCCCUGAGCCAUAUGUGGGGGGAUGUCCAAGAAUCCGCACCUCCGCUCCGGGCCAUGAACUACAACUACGCCGACUUGAAGGACGGCAUCUCCCUCGGCCGUCUGCCGCGGAACUUUGCCGACGCCGUGGAGACGUGUAGGCGGCUGGGCAUAGAGUACAUCUGGAUCGAUUCGCUCUGCAUCAUCCAGGACAGCGAGGAAGAUUGGAAACGGGAGGCGGCAACGAUGCACAUGGUGUACAAAAAUGCCUUUAUCACCAUUGCUGCGACUUGGGCGACCUCCUCUCACGACGGCUUCCUCGCGAGGAACCUCGACGUCAUCCCGGCCGUCAAGAUCGAGUAUGCGGUGAAUACAGCUUCCGGCGAGAGCGGCCAGGCUUAUGACGACGUUCCGUCCGGGUUCCUCGUCGUUACCCCCGUCCACGACGACGGGGUGGGGCUGCGACGCGGCGAUGUCGACUGCUCCAAAUGGAACACCCGAGGCUGGGUCAUGCAGGAGCGGAGCCUCUCGACAAGGACGAUACAUUUCUGUAAGAACAAGAUCUAUUUUGAAUGCAGGAAAUGGCUUAAGUCCGAGGAGAACGAACCGGAGCAGGUAAGGCCGUCGGACCCGUUCCAACUGUGGCCGCGGUCUCUCGCCGACAAUGACCCUGCCAAGUGGUACGAAUUCUGGAAGCGAGCCGUCAUCGGCUACAGCCGGAGAAGACUGACGGUCCCGUCGGACAAGCUCACAGCCAUCCAAAGCUUGGCCAACGAAAUGGCCGCUCACGUCCCUGCCGGCAGCUAUAUCCCCGAGGCGGGAACGUGGAGUGGCAACAUGGAGAGAGAGCUCCUGUGGCUUGUCGAGAGCGGCAUCGCCCGGCGGCCGGCGACAAAGCGCGCCCCUACCUGGUCGUGGGCGUCGCUCGAU